Exophiala oligosperma is the source of this 1433-nucleotide messenger RNA. RefSeq lists its product as uncharacterized. The record is from RefSeq and is a predicted model, not a curated record. Bases 221 to 1222 code for a protein of 333 amino acids. Lineage: Eukaryota; Fungi; Ascomycota; Eurotiomycetes; Chaetothyriales; Herpotrichiellaceae. Gene Ontology annotation, molecular function: dioxygenase activity. The transcript is spliced from 2 exons.
GAACAGUGUGUGGCCUGACGCGGACUCUCAGAGGAAACACUAUCGGCCAACCUCGAAGCGAUCCAAAAUCACUAUCCACGACUUCUACAAAAGACGAACCCCGACGUCGACAUAAAAAAGUGUACGCUAGCAUCUAUGGAUUUUAUGACCCAAGUGUCUAUGAACACAUAACAUACUCUUGUCACGAAACCCAGUGAGGACAGCUGCUAAACGUACAAACAUGGCCAUCAAACCCGCCGAACUUGCCAUCCCCAUUAUCGACCUCGAGCCUAUGCGCUCAGGCAGUCCCGAAGAGGUUCAAGAGACUGGUAAAAAAGUCUACGAGGCGUUUCGAGAUGUGGGUUUUGCAUACAUCAAGAACCACGGCCUUCCACAAACAAUUCUCGAUCAAGCAUUUGAAUGGAGUUCAAGAUUCUUCUCGCUCCCUCAAGAGGACAAAGACAAAGCUCCUCACCCGCCUUACGGCUGGUGGCACCGAGGUUAUUCUGGGAUCGGUCGUGAGAAGGUUGUACAGAUGGUCUUUGAUCAAGAUUCGAUCGCCGAUCUACGAAAGUGCCCUGAUUUCAAGGAGUCAUUCGAACUCGGCCGUGAAGACGACGAACACACUCCCAACAUCUGGUUCCCCGAGGAGGUUCUACCGGGGUUUCGUAAAUUCAUGACCGGAUUCUUCGAGACAUGCUACAAGGUGGAACUCGACUUGUUGAAGGCCAUCGCUUUAGGGAUGGACCUCCCGGAGGAUUUCUUUCGUGAAUACCACACGAAAAAGGACAACCAGAUUCGGUUGUUGCACUAUCCACCCGUUGAGGCCGAACUCCUCCGCGAUGGCAAGAUGGAACGUAUCGCCGCCCACUCGGACUUCGGAACCAUGACUCUUUUGUUUCAGGAUCAGGUCGGUGGUCUCGAGGUGGAGGAUAUGCACGAAAAGGGCAAAUUCAAUCCUGCCCCUUUUGUGCCUGGUACGAUCGUGGUGAACAUCGGUGAUUUCUUGCAACGUUGGAGCAACGACACUCUCAAGUCCACAUUACACCGAGUCAGGGCACCACCAAUGACCGUGGAAGGAAUGACGAAAGCAAGGUACUCGAUUCCGUACUUUGUCACGGCGGACAGGGACAAGACCGUGGAUUGUUUGCCAGGGUGCUAUGAUGAAAAAGCAAGACCCAAGAAAUACGAACCUAUCAAUGCGAGGGAGUAUAUCGAGAUGAGGUUGAAUGCUACGUACUGAACCCGGUAUCUAGGCGAGGUGUUUUACUCUGUACGGAGUAUGUAGUGUGUAUCAGGCAUGGAGAGGAGGAGAUUGGGUCGUGUAUUGCUCAGUUGCCUAUUGCUCAUGGUUUACUAGAUAGGUUUUUGGUGGGCAAUUUCUUUCACUUGUGUGAAUCUUACGACGUGACGAUGUCUUUUUUUUCUCUUUCAUAAUCUCAAUAUGUCUGUAG